AUGGCAAGCUGCUUGGGGCCUGUGCUGCUGCUGCUGCUGCUACUACUGGGUGAGUCUGCUGCCGGAGUGAACCAUUGCGUGGACGCAGCUGAGGAGUGCACGGCGGACGCACUGUGCGAGCGGCUGCGCACAGAGUACGUGGUGCGCUGUCUGGGCCGGGCGCCCCGGAGCUGUCCCCGCGCCAGGUGCCACCGCGCCCUACGCCGCUUCUUCGCCCGCGGACCGCCCGCGCUCACCCACGCGCUGCUCUUCUGCCAGUGCGUGGGCCCCGCGUGCGCAGAGCGCCGGCGCCAGACCUUCGUUCCCGCUUGCGCCUUCUAUGGGCCGGGUGCCCUGCCGCCCUCCUGCCUGGAGUCCUUGGACGCCUGCGUCCAGAGCCGGGUGUGCGGGCCCCGCCUCCGGGCUUUUCAAGCUUCCUGCGCGCCAGUCCCCAGCGCCCCCGAAGGCUGCCUGCUGGACCAGGGCCCCCGCUGCCUUCGCGCCUACGCAGGCCUCGUGGGCACCACAGUCACCCCCAACUACGUGGAUAACGCGAGCGCGCGUGUGGCACCCUGGUGUGACUGCAGAGCCAGCGGAAACCGGCGGGAGGAGUGCGAAGCCUUCCGGGGGCUCUUUACGAGGAACAAGUGCCUGGAUGGUGCCAUACGAAACUUUGAUAGCAAGUGGCCUGGAAUCCUGCAAGUCCAGCUGGACCCUCCCCGGGACCCUGGACUCAACCUCCUGCAGGUGUCCUCUGGGGCUCAGCCCCUGGAUGGGGGCUCCCUCCUGUCCAUACUCCUGGUCCUGGCUCUCCAGUUCCUGCUGUGACAGAAUGGCCAUGUACUGUGAAGGGCCUGGCUCAUUCUCCCUGCUGCCUGUGCAGGUUGGACUGUCUGUGUGCUUGUCCCUUGGAGGGAGGCUGGGAGGCUCAGGGAUGGACUGUGAAGCCUCUGGUUUCAUAUUCUGUGGGGAUUUUGUUUGCAGGUCCCUUUCUUUACAGACUUGAGACAGUCGGGGUAGGACAGGAGAGGGUGGGCUUUGAAGCCAAGGCCUCCCAGUGCUGCCAAUCUGACUGUCUGGACUCCUAGGACUCUAAGAAACCAUCUCUGCCCCCAAGCAGCUAACUAAGGAAUAGACUAACAGGCAUAACUGCCCUAGCAGCAACUGCAGCCUUUCAGGGCACCCUCAGAGCUCGGCGUUACCCACUGUAGAUUCACCUUUGCCAGUACUUCCUGUCCACGAUGUGCUGCUAGGUGGACACCCACUGGAUGAGUGAGAAUCCAAUCCCUGUCCUAUCCUAUCUGGAAUUGGUUCUGGGCCCAUUUGCUCCACAGUUUAGCCCCAGCACUAGGCAUCACACAUGAAGCUCAAUAAACCCUCAUACAC
This is a messenger RNA of Octodon degus (degu), 1365 nucleotides long. It is a transcript of the gene Gfra4, whose product is annotated as GDNF family receptor alpha 4. Lineage: Eukaryota; Metazoa; Chordata; Mammalia; Rodentia; Octodontidae. Gene Ontology annotation, molecular function: glial cell-derived neurotrophic factor receptor activity. Gene Ontology annotation, cellular component: signaling receptor complex; external side of plasma membrane. The record is from RefSeq and is a predicted model, not a curated record. Bases 1 to 807 code for a protein of 268 amino acids. The transcript has 6 exons. Gene Ontology annotation, biological process: nervous system development.